Molecule: messenger RNA, 1674 nt
Organism: Penicillium manginii
Lineage: Eukaryota; Fungi; Ascomycota; Eurotiomycetes; Eurotiales; Aspergillaceae
Exons: 5
Coding region: 1-1674 (557 amino acids)
Biological process (GO): transmembrane transport
Molecular function (GO): transmembrane transporter activity
Source: RefSeq, a predicted model, not a curated record
AUGUCCGUACACGACUCUACCCAUUUCCCGCCAGGGACUCAUAUGCUGGAUGACCGUAUGUCACUUGCAAAGUCCACCCUCUCCCUCAUUUGUAAGGUAUCUGACUUUGAUACAGAAACUAGCAAUGGAAGCGACAAUCAACAAGUCGUUCUCAACCCUACACCCUCAGAUGACCCCGAUGACCCAUUGAACUGGACCACGCUGAGAAAAUCAGUGAACUUUGGUCUGACUUCUACAUACGUCCUGUUCACCUUCGUCCUGCUUGAAAUCAGCUCCCCCUUACAGCAGCCUGUUUACGUCAAAAUCCUCGGAUUCAGCAUGAAAAUCGUAGGCCAGGCGGGCGGUGCCUCAUACGCAGGCCUCGCUUUAGGAUGUAUUCUCUUCGUUCCCUGUGUGCAUAAAUUCGGUCGACGACCCGUUUAUCUUAUAAGCGCUCUUAUUCAAUUUAUCAGCGCCAUUUGGAAUGCGAAACUGUCGACCAGUGGCGAAUGGAUCUUCGUUGGAUUGCUCUCUGGUAUCGGAGGUUCAACCGCCGAGGCUAUUGUGUUGAUUACUAUUGUCGAUCUGUUCUUCGUCCACCAACACGCUCGUAUGAACGGCGCACUGGGCGGCCCCAUCGCCGGCGGUUUCAUUGUCAACUCUAUAAACUGGCGCUGGGUCUGGUGGAUUACCGCCAUCUGCCUGGGCGUUAAUCUGAUCCUGGUUAUCUUCGCCUUCGAGGAAUCCAAAUAUGUGCCGCGAUCACCUGUGGGGUAUUCGAAGAUUUCAAAGAAAUACGAGAGCUCGGAUGCCAAUGAAACCUCCUCGGCCGAUAUCAGCAGUGGGAAUUUAUCCUACGGCAGCAACGAGACUCACUAUGACCCGCAUCAAAUUAUGGAAUCCCAGACCUAUCCUCGCAAAUCGUAUUGGCAACGCAUGGCACCGUGGACGAAGACCGAUGGACCGGUUCUCCGCAGCUUUUACCAACCGUUUAUUGUUCCUUUCAUGUUCCCUGCUAUUUUAUUCACGGCCUUCCAGUACGGCAUGAUGCAGGCUUGGUUCGGUGCCACUACAGUGACUGCACAGGAAGCAUUGCCCAAUCCACCUUACAACUUCAAAACAUAUGAGCUUGGUUUGUUCAAUCUUGGAGGUUUCAUUGGUGUCAUAUUUGCCGCGCUCGUUACCAUUUUCCUGAGCGAUUGGCUUGUUAUCAAGCAGGCUCGCCGAAACGGGGGUAUCUUCGAGCCUGAGAUGCGUUUGUGGCUACUUUUCCCCGCCAUUAUCUGUGUUGCUGCCGGUUCCCUCGUUUACGGUAUUGGACUUUCCAAGACCUGGGCUUGGUACGUCCUUGCGAUUGGAAAUGCGAUUUUUGGCUUCGGAUUCAUGAUUACUUCCGAAGUUGCCCUGUCAUACUUGACCGACUGCUAUCCCCUGAUUCUCAAUGACGCCCUUAUCUCUGUGGUCUUUAUGCGCAACCUUCUCGCAGCGUGUGCUAGGUUCCCAGUUAGCUCUUGGAUCACCGGCAUGGGGAUUCAGAACAUGUUCAUUCUCAUCGUAGCCAUUACCCUUGCGACGCUUGCCUUCCCGGUUUUGUUCAUCCUUCAUGGAAAGCGGAUCAGAAUACAAACUGAACAAAAUUAUACAGAGCUUGCUGCAACUCAGCUAGCUCCGAGACCAGCUCCGCAGAAGUAUUAG